AUGGCGUCGCCGUCUGACGACCGUCGAUUCCGAUGGUGCCCUGAUUCGCUGAUCCCAGCCGACGAACUGCCUGUCGCCGCCUUCGCCGUGGAUAGGCGUAUUUGCUCCCAACUUACCCUGGGCCUCCUUGUGUCCCUCUCCCACCUCCCAUCUCGCCCCUCCGCCGCCAUCCCCGGCAGGGACCUGACAUUUGUGAUGUGGAACCGACGAAUGGCGAAGCUGACAGGCUGGAGCCGGGAUGACGUGGCGCAGAUGGGGAGGUUCCCGGGAAGGCUGCUGCGACCCGCGAAGGGGUCUGUGCACGAGCACGCGAGCGACGUGCUGCGUGACGCAAUGCUGCGACCAGAGCCCAUCAGCCAGACCAUGCUGCUCGCCACGCGCUCUCAACGCGAUACAGAAUGCGACGCAGCAUGCGACACAGAACGCGAAACAGAAUGCGAUGCACGGCAGCAGGUGCUUCCGAGGCAAGAGCAGGCGCUGCUGAGGAAGGUGUUACCUGGCGAGGCGGCAACUGGACAGAGAUUGCCCGAGCAAUCGUCGCCUGGGCGGGAGGUGUGUGUGCAGGUGCACGCGUGCAUGCGCACAGACGCCGUGGGGGCAGCCAACGUCACUCCCGACCCAGAAGCACCGAUCCAGCCUGCAGCAGCGAGUCAGCCCGGGGCAGUGGGGCACGGUGCAGGCGGGAGGCAGCGUGAGGGUCUGCCAGCCAUUCGCGUGCAGCGGCGGCGAGCAGCUGAUGUGCUGCGCCCUGCCGGUGCUACCGCUGAGAGAUGCAGCAGCAACGGGGGCGAGAGGACGUUUGGAGGGGAGGGAAGCGCGCAACGAGAGCAGGGGAAAGGGAAGGGGACGGGUAAUUUCCUCCUUGACAGAAGCAACCCCUUGUUGACGCCUGUGCAGCUGCUGUCGCCUCUGGCCCACUCCCCAUACCCUCUCCUCUCUCCCCGGUGGGAACCUGACGCCCUUCUACUGCAGUCCUCUGCUGCCCUGUCACCGACAGCCAAUACCACCUCGUUGCCACUGUCUACCUCUCUCUGUGUUCGUGCGCUGGUGGCUGACGGGGCAACAGGUGGCGGCGCGGGAUUGGGGCUGGUGGGCGCGCUGCACAACGACCUGCCGCAGCAGCUGGAGCGGUGUGGCUUCGAUGUUGUCACGGCGGGUACAGUCACAGAAGCUGUGCGACGAUUUCAACAGUCUGUGUGCGACCUGCCACCUGAUGAGACAGUGCAACAACGCGACGGGUUUGAAGAGAGCAAUGGGAGUGGGGGAAGCAAGCAACAGCUAAAGGAAGCUUCCGCAGACGAGUCACCACUUGACCAGCGGCCAGCAUCAGGAGAAGGAGUUCAAGAGGGUGUGGCAUCAAGUGACAAGAGUAUGGCAGUGGUUGCACAGGAGGCAGGAGUGAAGCCAGAGGCGCCCUUCUCUCUUGUGGUCAUGGAGCUGGAGGCCAUGGCACAUGAUGGCUUCGCAUGCAUCCGCAGCAUUCGCGAUGCCGAGGGGAGACGGCACGCAGGGAAGGUAGCGUAA
This is a messenger RNA of Closterium sp. NIES-65, 1524 nucleotides long. The record is from the annotation of a GenBank genome assembly. Lineage: Eukaryota; Viridiplantae; Streptophyta; Zygnematophyceae; Desmidiales; Closteriaceae.